Parnassius apollo (apollo) is the source of this 2091-nucleotide messenger RNA. NCBI's taxonomy places the organism in Eukaryota, Metazoa, Arthropoda, Insecta, Lepidoptera, Papilionidae. The record is from the annotation of a GenBank genome assembly.
AUGCUAACUCGUAAUUUCAACCAGGAACUACCAGAGAAUUUCUUUGAGAAUAUCAGAAGUUAUGAGACGAGAAAUACUGCACCAGACACGGUUGCAUUUGAAGGGACCUUUAAGUCCCUUUUAAUUAUUAAUUUUAACUCGCCCCAUUCUUUGCACGCAAACUGCGAAAAAGACGACGCACAUACAGGUUCAGCGUGUACAUCAGGAGUAAGGAUUGUGACCCGACAAUACUUGUUUGAUCUCAUGAAGAACGAAAAUUUGCUUAAUUUAGAUGCCAAAUUAAAUUUUCUAAAAGAUAAACUUUUGUCAUGUGAAGGUUACAAUGAAGACCAAAUUAUACCCGAGGGUGGUUUAAUAUGUUUUGCUUGUUGGGUACAUACUCGGCGUACAAUACAACAACAAGGAAUCAUAGCAGCUCCUGCUGUUAUGAAUAUGAAUGCAUGUGUAUGGUGCCGACGGUCUCUUGCCCAAACACGCAGCCACUCCAUACCUGAAGGACCUGAACGGACCAUAAUAACACAAACGAUAUAUCCAAGAGAGAUUCCACCAGGAGGACUGGUUUGCUAUGCUUGUUGGGUAGCAGCACGUAGAAAUGUGGAGCAUGCUACAAGGGUUGAGGAUAACCGGCAAGGCCCAUCUAAUCUUCACCAAGACUCUAUGUGUGCAUGGUGUAGAAUGUCGCUACACCGAAGGCGAACACAUGUGGCUAGUGGUCCUGUGAGAGAUGAAGUUGCAGCAAGAAUUUACCCCAAUGAGUUACCAGAACAUGCGCUACUUUGUUCCAACUGCUGGACACGUGCACACGAAAAUAUAGAAAUGGAGCAAGAAGUUGUGCAAUUUGAUAUCCAGCCACCAAGUGCAUCAAUAACACUUGAUGGUUUUACACACACAACACAGACAAGUACUCAUUGUUUUGUGCCGGCCUGUAACAAUGUAGAACGAAAUAGAGUGCCGGAAUACUUAAGAAGAAUUAUAUUAAAAUCGGAAAAAAUAUUUGUGACAGAAAAUGCAAGAGUAUGUAAUGAACAUAAAUGUUUAUACAACUGGGAGUUUCUGGACCAGCAUCAGUUCUCAAAUACAUUUACAAAAAAUGAAAUAGAGUCAAUGCUGAAGCUGAGUAUCCAGGACAAUGAAAUAAAUCAACUAGAUUUUAAUAAUAUGAGUAGUAUUGAUGAGGGACUCUUUAAGUUCUGGACUGGAAUUACAAAAGACAAUUUUAUAAAUAUUUUAAAUGUAAUAAGCCCAGCAUUGACUUGCAAAAACCAAAAAAUUGCUUUGGGAAUCUAUUUGGUGAAAGCUCGUACAGGGGACUCCCAUGAAAGGAUUGCCUCUCUGUUUCAUCUGACCAAGUCCUCAAUAACACGAUUGCUUAGAGUAGCUAAAGAGGCAUUGCUAAGCACCGUAAGUUAUGAAAACGUGACAACUCGUCAACGUAAUAAAAUUCGCGCAUCUUCGCUAGAACCGCAGGACAACACAUUUGAAAAGACCAUGGAAGACAACUCUUUGACCAUACUCGAAGACACGCGUAUGAGUCUCCCAGACCUUAACAUAGCUGAACACAAAGAACUACGUGAUGAAAUCAGCUUCUUAAAAACACAGCUAGCAAGUGCCCAUUUGGAAAUAGACAGAUUGAACUUACAGGUUACAGAUUUACAAAAAAGAAUAAACGACCAACAAAGAAAAAGUCAAGUAUUAAAACAAUUGAUAAAGGAACCUGCACCACGUAAACUAACCCCCAUAAAAAAAUCCAGUGACAUUACAUUAUCAGAAAGAAAGAAGAAACAAAACAAGCAAAGUUCUCCAUCAACUUCAACAAAACCCUGUCCAACGCAACCUGUAACAAAUGACGUAACUAGCUCAAAGAAAAUAACAGAACAAUCUAGCAACAAUGCAAAGAGAAAACUAUGUAUUUUAAGCAAUAGACAUUAUUCAGGCCCAUUACGGAAAUUACAAUUUCUUGCGAAUUCUACAGCAUAUAACGACACAGAGAGCAAUUACCAAUCUUCUGGCACAACUGGUUUAGAUGUAGAUAAUAUUAUAGACAUUGGGUCCGAUUGCGUUUCUUUGGCGCACUUAAAUAAUGCCGAAUAA